AUUUUACCUAGCUUAAUCACAUCUGAUUAGGAUCUAUUGUGUGUCCUAGCUCCUUGUGGAUUCGAUCCCUAAGUACUACAACUGAACCACUUAUUUGAGAGAGUAAAAGUUACUCCUUAGGGUAAUUUGAAUGAUAUCACAUAUCUAUCGGAAUAUUCUUCACCCAAAACAGAUGCUACAACUUGUGAUGUGCCUUUUUCUUCUAUUUCUGAGGGUACUUGUAGUUACAACUAAGCAUAUAUGCAACUUGAUGUAAAUCUAACCAUCCAACGAUUUGAAUUCUUAAGAUUUGAUACUCGCGAAUCACUUACUACCUUAUUUGUCUCCUUGACAUUUUGCCACAUAUCUUACAAUAUCCGACUUAACUGUUUCAUACUCAAAACAAUUCUUAGGUGAACCCCUCUGAACUAGAACUUGCAAGGGCUGUCUUAGUUCUAAAUUAUUGACCCUUAACAAACUUUAUACCAUCAUCCAUCCUUGAUUUACUACUGUGGUGGCUUCAACUCCCGGUCUUGCGGCUUCAGCUUCCGGUUUUAUGGCUUCAACUACCGGUCUAAGUUAUGAUUUACUACUCAUGCUCAAGAUUCUCAUUCAUCUCAAAUUCUUCAUGUUGUUUGUCUAUGUAGAGCAUGAUAACACCAUCCAUCUUAUUCUCAACAAUUGCAUUUUCCUCGGUUGCAUAUUUAUCAAUACCCUCUCUAUCAGAAAGACCAACGUAGCUAUCAGUUCUACCAUCCUCUCCUGAAAGUGGCAGACCACCAUAUGUAUCAUUUAUGUCAUUGUUGAUCUCCACAGGUAGAACACUUCUACGGUUCUCAUUAUUCACUUGCAUUAGAUAACCCAAAUGUCUUCAUCACCAAAAAUAUACGAUGACUUGUUCGCAUACAAAACCAUUGGAACGUAAUCCUUAACAUCCCAUCUACCUUAAUCUUUCUGAAUGUACGCUCAACCAAUCCUAAAUAUGUAAACUCCUCCACAUAUGUCUUCAUCACUAGAGUGUGAAUUUCAUCUUCUUCUGAGAUCUAUCUUAUAUAAGCCCCAUCCUUGAUGUAACUUCUCCCUUAGUCAAAACAUAUGAUUGUUAUAGUAUUGGCCAUAGAUUUCCCUGAGAAAUAGAAUUAUGAUUAGUUAACAAUUUAAAGAAUCCAAGUUGUUCAAGAACUUUGGUACAUAAUUGUACCAGUAAUCUUAGUAAUAUUCGUUUUGCUUUAGUAGUACUAGUAGUCCAGUAGUACCUAGAUUUUUUUUCUUUUUAUCGAUUUAGCCCUUUUAACCGACCACGAGUGUGUUAUGCAACCCAAAAUUUCAUGAAAAUGCUACUAAAUUAACUCAAAAUAAGCUUCAAAAUCACCAAACGGAGCUAAUCAGGAUGAAGAAGAACGAAUGUGGUUGGGAAGAGGGAAUAAUGGACACGUGUGAGAGGGAGAAAAGUAGUUUGGGCGUGGGAUCCGCUGGUAGUUAGAGUUUAAUCUCUUGAGUUUAAGAGAGUGAGAUCCGCGUUUAUUAAGAUAAUGGAGUGACAACAUGGUCCGUGACCUCUUUAGAAAAUAUUUAAAAGAAAAGGAAGAGUGUGUGGAGUCUGUAAGGAGUGAGGUGUUAAAGAAAAAAAAAGGGUAAUAGGAUAAGGUAAAAAGAGGGAAGUAAGAAAAUGAAAGAGGUAGUGAAAAUAAAUGUUGAGGAUGUAUGGCAAUAUAAAUUAGUUUUCACACUGCCUUUGUUUCCACAUUGCCACAUACUUUCAGUUUUUUUUUUUGCACCGGUGACAUAAUCAUCAGUGAGUUUUAAAUGGGUUAUUAAGGAACCUAAAUCGGUUAUUAAGGAAACUAAAUGGGUUAUCAAUUAUUAAGCUCAUAUUCUCAGUGAUUCUAUUCAGAAAAUAAAUGGGCUAUUUGUUAGUAUGACCAUAUCCUCAAUGAUUCUUGUGAGAAACUAAACAAUUCUAUUGGAUACUGCCAAUUUUGAAAUUGCCAUAUUAUCUUAAUGAUAUUUUUUUUUUCUCUUUUAGAUACAUUUAUUAAAGGCCUUCAUAUAUUUUUUGUUUUUUUUGGUAUAAAAUUCAGAAACUUAUAAAAAAGGACAAAUUAGAAAAAGAAAAAAAAAGUAAAAGGCCAAAAAAACCGUUAUUGAGCUCGGAAGAGGGAAAUUCAAAUAAAACAUAUCAACGGAUACAAAGCCUAGCUUGUUGGAACGAAAACCCUAGUCAUCAUUCAGAAGAAACCAUCUCCAAUGAACACACACCCGCAAAAAAAAAAAGACAUGAGUGAUAAAAACAAUGUCAAAAAGUCCUGGAUGUAAACAUUGAGACACAAUUACAUAAAUCUGGGGGAAAGAGAAAGAAGAGAACGAUAAAGAGCAAAAGAAUCAAGAACGAUCCUCACUUGACACUGAUUCCUUAGAGCUUCUUAGAGGGUGUUACUGAGUAUGUGCACAGAUGAGGUUUCUCACAGCCAUUUGCAAAGGUUCGAACAAGCUUCACUUUUGAGAUGAUAGACAAAGGAUAAGAUUCUAUGAAGAGUUUCAUGAGCAGUGUGCUGAAGAUGGAGAUAUUGGACAUUGGGACUUGAUUUUGAGUAAGUUCUCAGUCUCAUUUGGACUAAGUCUAGUCUCCAAAGUCGAGCUAAUGACUGUAAACAAGCACUUGGUGGAAGACAACCCACUAGUAAGUUUUCUUUUAUUGAAAAGAAAUAUGUGUUGUAAAUUACCAAGUGUCGGUCGAUAUCCGCCCAUCCAGAGUGACGAUUAAUACCCCAUUAGUGUCAAUUGACACUCAUCCCGUCUCUACUUUUCUUUAUUUUACUCGAGUUUUCUUUGUUUCUUUUUCCAAUACAUGGUGAUGUGUAUAGCUUUGGGAUUCUCCAUUUGGAAAUGUACGGUGAAAAGCAACCAAACCGAUGUGUUGUUCAGACGAAACUUUAUACUCCACAACUAUAUUGAAUCUGUGUUGCCAGAGUGAUUCUUUACAACAGCCUUACAAUCGGAUUCCCUGUUGUCGAGUGCCUGAAACUAAUACUAAUUUUGGAGGUGGUACUUAGGUGUUGUGUAGAAUCUUCACUGAACUGGUUGGCAAUGAAUGAAGCUGUAAAGAAUGAAUCACAAUUAGAGAGAUGUUUUUCAUAUUUAGUUUUUUGAAUGAAUGUUAAAUUUAUUCAUCCGAAAUACCUUUUUUAACAAUGGAAAUCACUAGAGAAACUUUCCAACUCGAAAAUCGUUUGGAAGAAGUGGAGAUUGCUUCAUCGACUUCCAAAUAACACUUCCUUGCUUUUUCAUAGCAAUUACCCAUAGUACAUUGAAUUGAAGUGAUCCCGUUCCUGAUUUGCUUGUCCAAGAGGUUGAGCAAGCGGGACUAAGGCAGUAGAGAGCUGCCAAGUUAACUUCGUGCUAAAAGUCUGCUUAUAACCCGCAUUUGGAGAAGAAGAAUAGAUAUAUCCAAAAGAGGAACUAGGCAUUGAAGUGACGCAUCUCAUCUCGUAUACAUUAUUUGUGAAUGGAUUUGACAUGUGUCAUCACCAUAUUAUUUUGAAAGAAAAAUGAUGAUAUGGCAUACUAGUAAUGAUGACAUGGUUUGGAGUUAAUUAUGACAUGUACAUUUACUUUUAAUGUUGAUUUGUAAUUUUGAUAAGUUUUUGAAAAUAUGAUAAUAACUCAUAGAUCAUCAAUAAAUAUAACAAUAAAUACUAUAAGAGUAGAAAUAUAAAUCUAAUAAUAUUUCACAAUUUUUGAAAUAUUAUUUUAUUUUAUUUUUAUAAUUGUAUAAUUUUAAUUAUAAAAACAAUUCUUCAAAACUCUAUACAUUUUUUUUUUAAUUGUAAUUUUUCUAAUCCUAAUACCAUUAGCUUUUAUUUUGAAAUUUCUUGGGCUUUUACAAUGGACUUGUACAUGUUUGAAACUAAAAAAAUCGUGAUGUCUGAGACUCGGAUUGUGUCUUGUAAAAACCAAUUGGAGUAACGCUACUUUCACUGCUUUUCACAAAGAUUUCAAGAUUGAUGCUUGUGAUGAGGUUCUGACAACAACUGGCUUAAGUGUAAUGGAUACCAGAGAUUCUGGUGGGAUGAGCCAACUGUGUCUGAGCUAAGCCUUCACCAGAAUCAUCACCUUAAUUCGGGUUCCAGCUAAUCAUAUGAUUUAUGAUUAUCGCUUUGAUGCUACGUUAGUCCUCUUGUUCAGUGUCAACACCAUCGCUUUUUGUAGUUUAUUCUCUUGUUUGACUUGGUCAAGAAGUUAUUGUGUUCAAAAGAGGACAUGAUUGAUGAUUCUGUUUAUGUAUAAAUUUAAUCAAUUAUCUGUUGAAUUUUUAAAUCUUUUUUAAACAGAAAAUGCGAAAGUUGUGGAAACAAACUCUCAACGCACUUAUCGUUAUGACUUUUAGGGUUUGUUUUGAAUGUUUCAAACCCUAAUCUCGGGCUAGAAGAAAACAAAAAGCAAAAAAAAAAGCUUGAUUAGGGUUAUUGGGUUUUGACAAAUGGAGAUAAGAUCUGUGAAGCGAAAGAAGAAGAAAAGAGAAGAGAUUAUCAAAGUAGAUAGGAUCAGCCACCUCCCUGACUCUCUUCUUCAUCAGAUUCUCCUCUUACUUCCUCUACAAUGUGCAGCUAUAACCAGCUCACUCUCGAAACGAUGGAGAUCUCUCUUUCUCUCAUUGCCUGAUCUUGAUUUCACUUCCAUUAAUGAAAACCCUAAACCACCAUCUUUCUCUUCAAACUCCAUUUACCAACUGCUUUCUCUUCGCCAUCACCGCGACGCCAACAAUCUCAGAUCACUUCGUUUUCGUACUCCAAUCACAUUCACAAGUCUCAACUCCUUGAUCCGUUUAGCUGUUACUCAUCAGGUUCAAGAUCUUGACGUUGAAGUCACUACCAAAGACUACUUCAACUUCCCUCGUUGGAUUGUUACAUCUCAGAAGUUAAGAGCCUUAAAGCUCAAGUCAGCCUAUCCUGGUUUUAGAUUACCUCCUUCAUCAUCAAUCUUUGGAGGUUUUCAAAAGCUUACUUCACUCUCUUUAUCUCUUGUGAUUCUAUACAACCAACCAUAUCUCUCAGAUUUCUUCACAGAUCCAAACUUUCCUCUUUUAGAGAAAUUAGCCCUAGAAAAUUGCUUCGGACUCAAGGAACUUAGGGUUUGUUGCCGUCUUCUCCAAGAGUUUAGUUUAAAGAACUCUUUACAGCUUGAUAGCUUAGAGGUUUCUGGUAAUAACCUUCACAGACUUAAGGUAGUGAGUUGCUUUCAUUCAUACUCAGAAGAGAGCGUUGUGAAGAUUAACACGCCGAAUCUCAAAACGUUCCUAUGGAACUCAAACGCAGUCACAACAACUGUUUAUUUCUUGGACAAGUUAAUUUGUCUGAGAAAAGCUUUCGUUGGAGUGCUUUUGCUUCAUCAAGAUAUCAAUUCUCAGAAACAGAGAUUACUUACUCUCUUGUCUGAACUCUCUCAUUCCUAUAAACUACAACUUGGAAACCAAUCUGUGGAGAUUUUGUCAAGCAAGAAAGGAUUAGUAAAGAAUCAUCUUCCACCGUUUCACAACAUGAGAUUCUUGGAACUGCAAACACGUUUCGACCGACACAAUGUUCAAGCAUUGUCAUGUCUGUUCAAGAGCUGUCCGAUGCUUAACAUACUUCUUCUCAAAAUCAUUAAUGAUCAAACGAGUGAAAGAAGGCAAUGGAAUAAUGACUUGUGGGAUAUGUCUAACUCAGAGAUUCAAUACUGGGAAUCUCAAACCUAUGAAGUGGAAUCUUUCUUGAAAAAUUUGGAGUUUGUGGAGAUUCAUGGAUUCUUAGAGUGUGAGAAUGAGAUGAGCCUUGCUAUCUUUCUGCUGAGACAUGGAAAGGCUUUGAUCAAGAUGACUCUGAGAUCAAGUUUCCUCUGUAGAGACAAUCUCCGGAGACAGAUGAUAAGGUCACAGUUAAUGGGAUUCUCAAAGGCAUCUUCCAAAGCCAAAAUCUCAUUCCAUUGAAAGUUUUUAUUCAUAAAUCUCUCUGUUUCAGGACUCAGGUUGAAUAGCUAUUACAGUUUUCUUUCUGUUGAAAACUUAUAUGCUUCAAGAACUAUUCUGUUUCGCAUGUUUAUUGUAGAGCUUGAUCAAGUAACUCGAUCCCUUUUACCACUUUCCAGAGAUCCAAUGCCUGCAAAUUUAUAUACAUGUGUUUAUCAAUCAAGUUUUGUAAACAAGUAAUGUGCAUAAUAAACAUGUCUAAAAGUCUCAAAUCCUCACAGAGCCUAAGGUUUAUAGUUCUUGACAGUAACAGUUUCAAUCACAACCACACUGAAACUAAAGACAUCUGAUUUGAAUAAGAAAGACCCUCUGGAGACAUGCACCCACUUCAAUAAAAAAAUAAACCAUAGUGUUGUAGUUUUAAAAUAAGGAAUGGGGAUGGUUAAGGAAAAUUAAAAUGUUAAGAACUUAUCCCACAGGUACAACUCGGUUCGUAUUGGAUGAAGUUUCAUUGCCUCCAAAUAUUCUAGCCAAGCCAAAGUAAGAAAUCUUUGGAUUCAUAUCCUCAUCUAACAAAAUGUUGCUCGCUUUUUUAGAUCCCUGAGGAUGAUCCUUAGUCUAGAGUCUUGAUGCAGAUAUAGAAGUCCACGAGCGACAACUAGAAUGAUAUUACAACGCAUCUUCCAAUCUAAUCGCUAACACAGCUUCCGGUCUUUUCAAGGAUAGUGUUAUUUUUUUAUGAACAAGUGACAGAAGAAGGCUUACCGAAGAUGAAGAAGUUUAAGCUUUUGUGUGGCAUCUAUUCUUACAACAACAGUUAAGGCCAAAAAUCAGGGAUCAGCCACCAAUGGCGUGUUGUAAAUUAUUUGACCAUUCCAGUUUCAAUCCUAUGUGUUGAAAGAAGAUUUGUAACAAAAAUUAUAUUUUAUUUUGGAAGAUGAUAGUGUUAUUGUUUGUUUUAUAUAAAGUUGGAUAGCUGAUCGUUAUAAACAGUCUAUACGAAUUUGGUCUUUUAAAGAAUGGCUCAGUUGGACAGAGAUAGGAUUACCAGUGGUUCUUGCAAUGCGACACAACACAACCUAAUAGGAGUGCCCAACUCUAUUUUUUUUUCUGCAGCGGGAUCAAGAAGCCAACCUAGUAAUAAUCUAAGAAACCUUGACGAGAGGAAAAUUAUGAGUCUACUAUUGUUCUCCUUAUCAUUUUUGCAUUUCAUGCUACAAAAGGCUGCGGCGGCCGCGCAGGAAGACAACCAUGUAUUCCAAUAACAACAAAGAAUGCAAAAACAAAUAAAAAUCGAAUGCCUCAACAUUUCUUCGAAUCAGUUAAACAAAAUGAAGAGUUGAUCAACCUUUUUAUAAUUUCUUAGGAAUCAAAACCCCAAUCUCGAUCUUUGAUCUACUUUGUCUUCCCGCUUAAUCUCACUCUCGAUCUCACACCUCUCUCGAUCUCUCGUGUGUAUAAGACGAAAUAAAGCAUAACAAGACGCACAAGAUUGUUUACCCAGUUCGGGAUUCGAUGUGAAUCUGCCGGCUUGACAGUUAAUGGUUAACUAGAGAUGGACCCGCGCGCCCGCGCGGGUGUUGGCUUUUGCAAGAAUGAUUUUUGUUUUCCAUGUAAAUAUUAUAUACUUUAGAUGUGUCACGAUGUUAGAGAAUUGUAUCGCGGUAUUAGUAUUCUUUUUAAUAACGUUUUUUUGUUUUCCAUUGUAAAUGUACAAUUUUUUGUUUACAAAAAGCUACAUAGCACAUAUAUAAUAUUAAAAUGUUAAUAAUUCUUUAAUAAUAUAGAUAUGCUAUCAAUUUUAUUGAAUUUAUGUAAACAAAGUCUUUAUAUUUCAAAUUAAAUUUAUGUUUUUAUAGAAAGAAAGAAGAUUCAUAUUUUUUAACCAUUCAAUAAUUUAUUUCUUUAGAUAAUUUUUAUAAACAAAAUAUUAAUCAAAAUUUCAAUGAAAAUGUAAUUUAGAUUAUGAUUUGGGCAUGAUGUUGCAAAAAAACAAAAUAAAGAUUAUGAUUUGGGCUGUCAUGUUUUAAAAGUGGGUUGGGCCCAAAAAAAAAACGUUUUAUCAAAACAAACUCAUUAGGUAUCUGUUAUUUUUUUUUCCGGGAACAAACGAACAGUUUUCUUUGUCACCGACAAAAAUUGAUAAAAAAAUAUUUUUCGAUCAAAACAAACAUAAGAUCCAGACGACAUGUUCUUCUGAUUCCAAAUCAAACCUAAGAAUAUGAGUGCAGAUCGUAAGAGAAAAACGGUAACCACCCCUAAUCACUAUUAAAGCUUUUCCUUUUGCGAAUCUUAAGGUUUUGUUUUAUUUCUAUAAAGCUUCUGUUUUAGAGGUUCUUUAGGUUUUGAUAAAUUUUGCUCUAGACAUUGAUUGUUGGCGAUCUACAUCAUGUAGAACGGGAGCAGGCGUCAAGCUAAGAAACAUUUCAUAGAAGAGUAGUUUAUAAAAAUUCAUGUCUUAACACACGGGCUUCAUAGGAGAAUACGAACAGAGAAGAUGGAAGAGGAUUUGAGAUUAUCAGAGUGUACAUGGUAAGUAUUUUUUGUUAAUUAUUCAAUUAAUUAGAGAAUUUGGUAACUGUAUAUUAAUUUGGUGAUGAUGUUUCUUGUCAAAUUUCAUUUCAAUGUUUGCAAAUUGACCCCUUGGCGGGCCUUGAAGAAUCUGCCAUUGUUCAUUCAUGAGCAAUAUAAAAGUGUUUCUCAUUUUUGUUAAUUAUUUAUUUGGUUUGUAAGUGUGUAUAUUUAUUGGAAUUGGCAUAACAGCUUAUGUAUAAUUCCCUCAAACAUAGAAGAAGUUUAUUGGACCUAUAAUGGAGUUGAUAGAUCGGGAAGUUCUAUCAAAGGAGUCUGGUGAGGUUGCUUCUACAGAGAACCUUUUCUUUGGCAAGGCAGUGGAGAAGGAAGAAAGUGAUUUUCGUGAUCAGAGCCCAAGUAAGUUGAAAAGAAGUAAGGAGGGGCAGUUAUUAAUUUUGUGUACUUUUCUAGUGUGCUGAGCGUGAGUUUUUUUUUUUAAUGAACAGAUGUUGGUGAAAGAACGAUCAGAAGCUAUGAAGAAAGAAGUUUCUCUCCCACGUUCAGCAAGUGAAUCCAGACAACAACUCACGGAUCACUUGGAAUGGAAGUUGCAAGUCCGAGAGAAGGGAUGUUGUUACAUAGACAGCAUUGUUUUACUAACGGCAUAAACAGGUAUUUUCGAAUAAACUUUUGGUUGUGUAGUUAUCGUAGUGUACAAUAAGAUAUAGAGUGUUACAUGCUAAGUUUCUGGUUAGGUAAAUAUAGUAAGGACAAUUUGACAUCAUAAGUCAUAAAAAACAAAGUUGAUUGAACCAAAAUAGUUGUAAUAAGAUAAAUAAUAAAAACAAAAUGAUAUGCGGAAAUAACUGGGAAAUUCAAAACAAAAGCAUGAAAAAACCAAAACAAACAACUGGCCAUAUGUAAGGUAGUCCUCACAUAACUAAUCUUCCUUAAUCUUCUCCACCUUGAUGCUCUGAGCACGAAGCUUCUUAGAUGUAGAAUUCAUGUCACUAAGCUCAGCAUCUCCUUCCUUACGCUUGGAGAAAGGUGUUGAAACAUCUGAUGAACUCUCUAUGUUAUAAUCAAUCAAACGCACCUAAUAAUAAUAAAAAUUAUUAGGAUACCAAGAUGCAUAUAUAAAUAAUAGUUAGGAUGGGUAAUAACAAUCUCCAGACCUCGCCGGUUGAGAGUGUAGAUGAAUUGGUCUCAAUCAGAGAUACUGGUUCUGAAAGUGAUUCUAUUCUAUGAAUGUGAUCUCCAGACCAGACCUCAGAGACCUUAAAGGUAUCAGAACCGUUGGCUACAUUAUCAUUUGCGAUGGAAAUACCAAAACAAAAGGAUUUUCCAACACAGUUUUUGAUUGGAAUAGGCAGAAUAUUUGGGUCUUCGAUCUGUAAAUCUCAAAAUUACUAUCAAAAUUAUACUUAAAGUAAUAAAAUAAAUAUCUCCAAUAAACAUUUGUUACCUCAGCAUAUGACCCAUCCCAAAGUGUGUCAGCUUUUUCACCAAUAAUAGUUUUAGCUACAGUGUCAAGUAACAUUAACUGGCAUGACCCUGUGUCAUCUUUCACAAACAGAUGAAGCUUAUACCUGCAGGUUUAGGAAAUGUCAAACCAUUAUAUUGAAUGUUAGUAAUUUUCAAGUAAGUCACGGCUGAUAAACAAUGAGAAAAUAAUAUAAUAAUCUUGGGUGAUUACUUGGGUGAGACAUCAGUUGUGUUUGCACGACACACAUCACAAUAGAAUACUGGCUUCUCAGAUUCAACCAUCUUACCACCGCCCUUCCUACCAACUCUGGUCGUACGUCGAUUGUGCCUGUUACAUCCAAAAUAGAACCAACCCCAAUCCGUGUCUAUGGCUUCUAUUGUACAGACGAUUUUGCAGCUCUCAGCCUAAAUGGUUACACAAAAGAUUUUUGUAAACAUAUAAUAAUAGGAUAGACUAACACUAUGGAAAAUAUUUAAUUGUUUGUUAAGUUACCUCAACAGCAAGAUAUAUCUCAGAAAUACACUUAAUGUCAACCUCAUUCCAGUCAUCAACUACUUGCUUGAUAACCUUAUUUUCAUCACUGCUACCCAAAAGAGCUAAGGGAAGAUCAGUUUGCGACAUCCUGAAAUUCAACAUAGUUUCUUUUAGUAUAAAUAUUAUACGCAUAAACAAUUUAAAUCAACUUACUUCUGUCUAAAGUCAAUAGCUUCCUCCAUGAUUGGGUUAAGCAUCAAAACUGAAGAAUCAAAAGCGUUGGUGAUUUGCACUUCACCUAUAUAUUUCUCAGAAGGUUGGAAACGAUUAAUAAAUUGGUUAGAUAAAUAGAAUGAGUGUAAACUCGAUUUAAAUAAUUAUGUGUAUACCUCUAAAAUUACUGAUUUUGGCAAAGCGGAUCAAGCAUACAAUAGGUUCAUCUUUUGAUUCUUCCACAUGCGAUUCAAUUUGCUCAGCGUAUGGUCCCCAUAAGCAACAUACCAGUUCAUUCCCACUAUAUUUGGUAAUCAGCAAAACACAGAAAAUUUGUAGGAGACAUCAGAAUAGUGUCAAAACCAUUAGCGCGGAAAGAAAUACAAAAAUAAUACCUAGUAUCACGCAAACGAAAGUUUACUCUCUUCCUGUUUUCACCAGUUUUCAAUUGACAGAUAGCUACUUCUCCAAGAUCUACCACUUGGCCCAUAACAUCUGUUUAAGCAACAUAAUAAAUUCAAAUAACUAUAAAGUGCUACACACAAAAUAGAAAGUAAAGUGAGGAUCGUUUUUGGUGCAUACCAAUCAGAAAAAAUGUUUUGAGCUUUCCUGUUACAAUUUCCUCGUAACUUGCUAGAGAGAGGAACUGAUUUUCAUCACGAUAAUCAGUAGGUUUUAUCUUGGUAUCUCCAAUGACGGUGAGUUUGUAUUGAAAUUUUGAUGGUCUAUAUUGACCUCCAGCAGCUGAAAUCUUAAAGUUUUCAAGCUCUCUCCAUUCUCCCAGCUGUAUAUCGCGUUGUACACGAUACAUCAGAGUUCUUUUGCAUGAGGCAUGAAUUUUUUGACCCUGCAAAAACGUAGUAUUAGAUUCAAUAUAAUUUGGGAUGCCUUAAUUAAAUUAAUUAUAAACCUUAUGAUCUUACCGUUUCGUCAGCGAAGAUGCACUCAAGAGAUUCGCCCCCAUAAUCAGUCUUUGUUUUCCAUGUAUGAAGAAGCUUGAGUCGAAUUCGCCAUUCCUCUUUAAAAGGCUUGAGAUCAUUGAUAAGAACCAUUUUUCUUGAGGCAGACAUGUUUGUUUUAUGAGAUGUGUGUGGAUGUUAAAGCCGUCUUGGAUUCGGUAUAUAUAGAUAAGUGAAUAAUUUAGGUCAAGAGGAGUUAUGGACUGGUUAGAUUUAGUGAGUAUAUUCUCUGAUUUUAUAAUUGAUCUGUUGUAAAUAUUAUAGGAUUCGUUGUAAAUAUUGUUAAAUAGGUUGCCCGAAAUUAUGGUAACUAAUUUAGUUUUAAUCCGAACUAAAUUAUGAGACAAUGUAAUCUACAGCAAAAAGAUAUGCACCUUGGUAUUCACGUUUACUUAGGUAACAUCUUUUGUAAAUCAAAUAUUUUGAGAAGAUAUAGAACUGAUUUAGAAAUAUGGUUAUAAUUGCUUGCAAGGAGUUAUUGCGUGGUUAGAUUUUAUGCGUAUAUUCUCUGCUUUAAAUAUGUUAACUAAUUCCUAUAUUUUGUAAAUAUUAUGAGAGUGGUAUUUUAAUAUUGUUAUAUAUGUUGACGCAGAUCAUGGUAACUAAUUACGAAGGCAGCGGACGGAAAUUAUGAGGCAAGGUAAUCUGAAGCAAAAAGAUAUGUUACUUGGAGAAAAAUAUAACGUGGAAAGAAAGGUUAGAAUUAAAUAAUGAUCAUUAAAUUAGUCAAUCAAAUCUUUAGAAAUAUAUAGGACUGAUUUAUAAAAUAUGGUUAUAUAAUCUCGCGAAAGUUAUGGUAACCAUCCGAAGAUAUGAGACAUGAUAAGGAUAUUUACAGAGUCUGGUUAUGAAAUAUCCAAAAUUAUAUGAUUACACAUUAAAUAAAGACGAUCACAUAAACAAUAUUGACUUACAUUGGUGCUAAAUAAGUGAAGGGUUUAUACUAUGAAUUAAACAAUCUCACUUGAUUUAACAAAUAUUUUUAAAUGAGCAUCGGAAUUGGAAUAUGGAUAGAAAGAAUAGAUCUGAAGUUUUAGGAGCUAUUAAUCAUCGUAGUGAGAGUGUUCCACGUUAAGUUGCUGGUUAGGUAAUUCUCUAUUGGACUAUUGAUUAUUGGCAAAACACAUGCUUUUUCAUUAAAAAUGUGAUUCAAAGUAAAGUAAUGAAAAAACAAAGCGAAAAUAAUAAAGAAAAUGGAAAUUCAAAAACCAACAUGAAACAAAACCAAAAUAACAAACUAAGCAUAUGUAGGGUAACCCUCACAUAACUAAUCUUAUUUUUUCUUCUCCAUUGAUUUUUUCUUCUCCAUUGAUAUUCAUAGCACAUAACUUGUUGGAUGUAGAAUUUAUGUCAUUAAGAUCACCAUCUCUUUCCUUGCGCUUAGAGAAAGAUGCUGAAACAUCUUCAGAUGAACUCUCAGUGUGUUGAUCAACCAAACGAACCUAAGAACGGAUCAAACGUUUAGCUCCAAACAAUCUCAUUCAUAUAUUGUGUACUUAUAUAAUAUAACCAUAUUCAUACCUCGCAGGUAGUUAGAGUGGAACUGGUGACAAUGGAAUUCGCUGUGAUGGACAUCUUGUAUAGAUGCCUAGUUGGUCUGUAUAUCCCGGUUGCUGGGUAAACCAAGAAAUUCUCGAGGAACUUCCAUUGAUCAACCUGUAAGUUCUUAACACGGCCAAGGAAGGCACUCUUACAGGUAAAAUGUAUCUCAGAUCCCUACAAUAACAAUUAGAACUACAUUGGUUAGUCGUUGGCAACACAAAAUUCUAGAAAACAAAUAGAUUCAAACAAAAAACAUACCAUCCUAUCUUCAAGUAUGAACUCGAAAGUGUCUUCUCCAGAAUAGUUUGAAUGUUGUGUCCACGAAUGAAGAACUUUCACUUCAACCUUCCAAGUAGUUUUAUAUGGUUUGAGAUUGUUCAACAUAGUGAUUUCGCUGUUUGUAACCAUAGCCAUAGUAAGUUAAAAAGAAAAGGUCGCCGACUGCUAAUAAGAACCUAACAGAACUUUUAUAAUUGUUUUUUUUUUGUGGUGAGGUGUGGAGAAAUCUAGAUUAUAUAGGUAGGUGAUUAAUCUAGGUUAUAAGGUUAGCUAAACCAUAUCGUUUAAAAGAUAAAUGGGCCACGAGAAUUUGCAAUUUUUAUAAAGGUUUAUGCUUGUUUAAAAAUAUACGAACAGUAAUUAAACCUGUAGCCAAACAAUAUUCACUUAAUAUACUAUCCUUAUUUCCAAACAAUCUCAUUGUGUACUUCAACUUUAAUAAUAUAGAUAUGAUUGUUUAAUUUAUUUAUUUUAAUAUACCAUAUACGAAAAUUAAGUACUCUUUUCCUCGCUGAGUUGAAAGCCGCCUUUAUACCACCUACGUCGCGUCUCAUAACCGAUUAACCUCCACCACCACGCUACAAGUUCGAAUAAACCCGAACCGCCGUGGAUCUACAGAAGAGACACUGCAGAAGGCUUGGAUCUGACCCCACCAUUAUGAUUCGUAAAGUCGGAGACUACAAACAACACCGGUGUCCCGCUACACCUAUGCCGCCUUAUGAAAAGAUUUUUUUUUGUUUUUUUCUGAAUUGACAUGAACGAAAAAGAAGAAGCAUGACCUAGGGUAUCGACCCUUUUCUUACCAACAUAUCAGAGCUGGACUUCUUCGGACUCAAACAAAAGAUGAUUAAGGACGGGGGCUUUUUUUUUUAAAAAAAAUCACUAUUGGAUUCUAUUAUACUAGGGUCUGUUUCUGUAAAAGAAAAGAAAACCUUUGCUUCUUUUAAUAAAAAUGCCACCAAAUGUGAAAAAGGUUAUAAAACAAGAGGUCAAAAAGAGUGGGACUCACUUCAUUGGUAUAUUAUAUGUGUUCGAAUUUGAUGUGUAACUUUCAGUUAAAUAGUAACUAUUGGUUUGCACGCAAACAUAAUAUAUUUCGCAUAUUCUGAAAAUUUAAAAUAUAAGAUAUACAAAAAAAAUCUAUUUUCUAUUAUAUGAUUAAUAUUAUUGUUUAAUUUAUUUUAAUAAUAUAACAUUAAAAUAAUGGAAGAUAUGUAAAUUGUUAUCAAAUCUUUAUUAUUAAAAUCAUUAGUUAUCAUAUAUAUAUAUCUAUAAUAAUAAAGUUGCUGAGAAACUUUCCUCAGGCCUCCACCUCAGCACACCCUGCUCUAAAAUUCGCCAUGUGUCCAACAAAUCUUUAGUUUAUAAUUCUGUUUUCUCGAUGAAAGAAAGUGAUGGAUGGGCUUCUGUUUUGAUUGGGCCAAUAUCACAAAACUUAAUUGGCGGUUGAAGUUACGGUAUUAUCAUCGUCCCCACUACUUCCUCUGAAUUUACUCGCCGGAUUAACUAACCUCAUUUAUGUCUCCCAAUCAAUUAUUCCCACUAGGUCCUAUUGAAUGGAGAUCCUUCGGUUUCUCUGCUAAGCUUUAUCGUCAUCUUCCUGCAUAUGAGACUUAUACUUUUGAUUAUCUAUCUUACACGAUACCCAGGACCUAGCCAAACUGAAGCUCACUGUAAUGGCGAUUUUCCAAAUCUAAGGAGGUUGUAGUCACUAGACUGCUUUGAUUCUAGGAGGCUCGCAUUCUGCAGAAAGGAGGCGAACUAAUUGUGGUAGACAUGGUGUUACUGGACGAGAAGUACAAAGUACCCUUGCAACACAUAGACUUAAUACUUUCAAGAAUAUACUGAAAGAAGGACAAGUGCACAAGCUUUGUGUGUUUUUAUGUUGCUAGAAACAACAGCCACUUCACCAAGAUGAGUUUGAUCACUUCGUAAGAAAUGUGUUCUGUGUGCGGAAAAAGAUGAGACUCAGGACCCAUGGAUUCUUCUUUGAACUGUUUCGAUUCUGUCCAUACGACCAGCUACUUACAAUGGCGAACACCAACAGACAACUCCAUGGUGAGGUCAGUGCAAUCAGGAGCACAAUCAACGACUGUACGCAGGGGACACACUGUGUAAUGCUAACUAUACGUUGAGAAAGGGAUGUGAACUUCUGUGUUAGUAUAUUUGACUCUUUGCCUCUUGCAUUUCAUAACAAAUUCGAAAGCUACGGGUCUGAGCCAAAAAUUGUGGUUGCCACCAGUAAAUCCGAAGAUAGUUGGAGGCCAGUUUCUGAACGCCACAUCUGGGACACAUAUAUACUUAUUAGACUCUGAGACAGCUAUUGGGAAAUAGCAGUUUGCAAGCAAAUUGUCUUUAUUCUAAUUAGAUAAACUCCACUUCGUGCACAUCAAGUAUAUUGGGCAUCUUUCUUCCUUCUUAUUUUGACUGCCGUCUGAACUUAUCCUCUUUCAGAUUAACAGGUGAUGGAACAGAGCAGACAGCAUCUUCAUCAAAGGUGGUUCAUGCCUAGAAAAUUUAACCACUCGCCGUUUCUGAGCUAAAUGAAUAUGUUAUCACUGCACACCCUCAGAUAAUUGAGUUUCUCUGCACAGCCAAAGUGACCGGUGUUCAGUUGGUGUUAUAUUGGCUGCUCCAAAUGUUCAAAGAAACUCCUGUAUGUUUUGUGAUAAGACCGAUGCUGAGGGUUGUCUGAGGUAGCGUGUGGAACUGUCGUUGUCAGACCACACAAAUAUUGUCUCAGGUCAAGUAACGGCUUGGGACAGCACUCCAGUUUUUUAAAAUAAAGGCCAAAUCAACUGACUGGAGACAAAUCUAAAAAGGACAGCCACAUUGCUAGGAAUAGCUAUCAAAAAGGUUGGCACAAGAUACAUAGAUUACUUUGUUUUAGUAAUCAAUAAUAGCUAUCAAAAAGGGUUCAUCCUCCCACGUUUCUUUAAACAAUAAGAACAAAUUCGUUUAGUACACAGCUUGGUUCAUAGAGUCAAAGCUUUGAUACAUAAAUUUCUUCAAACUGUUUCUCUUCAUUUAAUUACACUAUCACUUGAAACA
Messenger RNA from Brassica rapa (field mustard), 16441 nucleotides. Its product is annotated as putative F-box/FBD/LRR-repeat protein At4g03220. The record is from RefSeq and is a predicted model, not a curated record. Lineage: Eukaryota; Viridiplantae; Streptophyta; Magnoliopsida; Brassicales; Brassicaceae. Gene Ontology annotation, molecular function: protein binding.